Hemicordylus capensis (graceful crag lizard) is the source of this 909-nucleotide messenger RNA. RefSeq names its product lysozyme g-like. Lineage: Eukaryota; Metazoa; Chordata; Lepidosauria; Squamata; Cordylidae. The transcript is spliced from 5 exons. The coding region runs from base 26 to 640 and encodes 204 amino acids. Gene Ontology annotation, biological process: defense response to Gram-positive bacterium; peptidoglycan catabolic process. Gene Ontology annotation, molecular function: lysozyme activity. Gene Ontology annotation, cellular component: extracellular region. The record is from RefSeq and is a predicted model, not a curated record.
CACUUAAUUUCACUUCAUUAACCACAUGAUGCUGAUUGUGCUUCUGGUGCUGGGCCUUUCUGCCUCUGUUGAACCCAAUGCGAAUUAUGGAUGCUAUGGUGACUUGAGGAGUAUUGAUACCCCUGUGAUUACUUGUGGAAAUGUGGCAGACACAAGCAACUGUGGAGGUACUGCUAUAGAAAGAGUUGCUCAAAUAGAUAUAGUCCGUGUAAGAAGAUAUGAAGUCCAGAUCAGGAAUGUUGCUAGAAAUCUGUGUGUGGAACCUGCCCUGAUUGCAGCAAUGAUAUGCCGUGAAAGUCGGGUUGGGCAUCUCCUUGUCAAUGGCUGGAACUCUGGACGAAGUAGAUACGGCCUGAUGCAGAUUCACAGCCACUACUAUCCAAUUAUUGGAGCUUGGAACAGCGAAGAACAUAUCAGUCAAGCUACAACUAUCCUAAUUACACAAAUACGAGCAUUACGGAAAAGAUUCCCUCACUGGACUUGGCAGCAAUAUUGGAGAGGUGGGAUCUGUGCCUACCAAGCAGGCAUUACAGAUAUUCUCAGCUAUCCUGGAACAGACUUUUGUGGUACAUACCGACGCUUUGCUGAUGAAGUGAUUUUUACAGCCAGAUAUUAUUCCAAUUCACUCUUUUUAGAGUAAUUGUCUUUUUAAAGCUUUUAAUAUAGAAGAAAUCUGAAGAUGAAUUGAAAUAGUAGUGAGGAAGCCAUUACUGUAAACUCAAGAUAUAUUGGGCAGGCUCUCACAAUCCAAGUGCCACCAAAAGUGGAGCAGAGAAGGCACAUGCGCUCCCAGUACUUGAUUUUCUGGGGAGUGAAAAUGUUGGGCAGAGGACUGGGAAGUUAUCAUGUGCAAAGAGUCAAAUGUAGUUGGUCAGUGCAGGCAGCUAACAUUGGUGAUGUUAGAUUUGA